CCGAGGAUUUGGUCUUUACAAAGUCUCUUCUGUUCCACGUUUUUUAAACUUUUUUUUUCAUCUCAUUCCCUGUGUCAUGGCAACAACCAAACCUAAAGUCUAUAUUGUCAUCUAUUCGCUUUACCAUCACGUCUAUAAGCUCUCCCUGUCCGUCUGUGAAGGCUUGAAAGCUUCGGGCGUUGAUGCCACCAUUUGGCAAGUGCAAGAAACUCUUGAUGAUACGAUUCUCGAGAAAAUGCAUGCCCCUCCCAAGCCCGACAUCCCCAUCAUCACCAAAGAUCAACUCCAUGAACCCGACGGUUUCCUCUUUGGCAUCCCCACUCGCUUCGGAAUAUUUCCCGCUCAGAUGAAAGCUUUAUUGGAUGCUACUGGCCAACUAUGGGCUUCGGGUGGAUUGGCUGGAAAAUUUGUGGGAACUUUUUUCGCCACCGCUUCACAGCAUGGUGGUCAGGAAACGACCGCUUUGAAUGCGGUGACCUUCUUUGCGCACCACGGCAUGGUGUAUGUCCCCUUUGGCUAUUGCGAUACGCGCAUGUUCAGUAAUGAUGAAGUCAUUGGUGGCUCGGCCUAUGGCGCUGGCACCAUUGCUAACGGAGACGGAUCGCGUGAGCCGACGGAGACCGAACUUGCUUUGGCCAAGAUUCAGGGAGAAAAUUUUGGCAAAGUCGUCGUCACUUUUGCCAAAGGUAAAGCCUUGGCCAGCGGCGGCAGUGAUGUGAGCCAAAAACCGGCCAUCACUACAACCAACCCACAAGGACAAACCCAAGUGCAAGAUCUUUCUUCCCCCACAGCUGUCGGUACAGCUGCAGGCGUCGCCGCUGCUGGAACCGCUGGAGCUGCUGCGGCUGCUUUGCCUCAUAGCGCGGCGGCCGGCACCACGGGCGCAACAGGCACGACUACAGGUGCCACUGGAGAUGCCACUGGCACAACCGGUACAACGGGUGCAGCUGGCACGACGGGUACGACCGGUACGACGGGUACGACCGGUACGACCGGUACAACUGGCGCGACCACCGGCACGGGCAAACCCACUGAUGCUGCUGCGAAUCAACCGGGCGGUGCCAAGAAGAAGAAGAACAAAUUGGCUUGGCUUUGCUGCGGUGCAGGUGAUACUACGGAUUAAGCAACCUAUAGAUACUAUUGGGGCUUUUUGUUUUUUGUAUAAAGUACAAUAAUCUGGAGGUUAACUAUUUUCACAGUUUGUCCAUAUUCGCCAGUACAUCAUAGAACCUAUUGCUAGAAAAUUUCUAAUUCGUCAAAAUAAAAAACGUAUAAUUUG
This is a messenger RNA of Radiomyces spectabilis, 1279 nucleotides long. Its product is annotated as flavoprotein-like protein. The transcript is spliced from 3 exons. The coding region runs from base 77 to 1123 and encodes 348 amino acids. NCBI's taxonomy places the organism in Eukaryota, Fungi, Mucoromycota, Mucoromycetes, Mucorales, Radiomycetaceae. The record is from RefSeq and is a predicted model, not a curated record. Gene Ontology annotation, molecular function: FMN binding; NAD(P)H dehydrogenase (quinone) activity.